Molecule: messenger RNA, 2439 nt
Organism: Symbiodinium sp. CCMP2592
Lineage: Eukaryota; Dinophyceae; Suessiales; Symbiodiniaceae
Source: the annotation of a GenBank genome assembly
AUGAAGCUGGGCGACACAGGAUACCUGAAACUGGUCGAUGCCAAACUCGAUCCGGAAUGGCGGCAGGGAGUGGUCGUCGAUCGCGCUACGGAUGGAGCGCUUAAGAUUGCAGUACGAAUCACUGCGGACGAGCGCCAUCAUUGUGCUGCUUACUUCGGUUUCGAUGCCAACAAACGCAAGUUCUUUCCUGGAGAGUUGCCCGGCAGACACCAGCGAAGAGACGCAGCAGAGGCCUGCUCUCGACUUCGAAGAGGAUCGAAGAUCGAAGAGGGGGUGGACGACGAGUCUUCAAGUGUAGACUCUGGACUCGCUGCUUCAACACUGGACAAGGGCACGAAGGGACAACGCCGGUACCCGCUGCUGUCGGCAGGGAGCAGCCGCAAGAAGGACGAGGACCACCAGGACGUGAAGACUGCGUUGCAGCAAGCGGCAAGUUCGACGGCCGCCGGUCGAGACAGCCGCUCUGCAAAGGACAAGGGUGCCGCCAAGUCCCUCCGGCAGCACCACGACUCGAAGCGUCGCAUGUUCAAGCACCCACUCAAGCAUGUUCGACGCUACUUGAAGGAGGUGGAAGAGCAGCUGGGCGGCGGAGACGACAUCCCCUAUCGCCUGGUAGAUUACACAUGCAAAAUCUACUGGGGGAAGCGGCGAACACUCCAGAGAGUGCAUGUCCUGCUGCACGAGAUCCUCCGCCUGAUGCUGCAGAAUCUCUUCGAAGAGGCCGCUCUCCAGACGGUGCUCAGCCCCCGAGCGGUUCACCAGUGCAGCCUCGACAACGAAAAGUGGGACCUCGCUUGGUUGCUCACUCACCUGGAGGACCCGUUUCAGAGGAGACGGUGGGGUGGAGAAACUCUGGAGGUCGAGGUCGUCGCAGCUUACGUCAAGGCGUUGGAGGACUUGGAGAAGAAGACUCGUCAGACACACUUCUUCGACGGAGCGCAGCACGAGGAGGAGGACGAAAGGCCUGCAACGGCCUUCCUGGGUGUGCAACUCCGAUCUGUGAAGCGAUUUGACAGUUCCCAUCCGCGGCGCUGCCGCGGGCUGUUGACGGAGAGGACUUGGAUGCAGCAAGAUGCGAAACUCAAAGCCAUGUGCAUGAAAACCAUAAGCCAUAAAGAGAACUUCUUGACCUGGCAAUACGCCGAGGCCUCAAGCCAGGCAAAGAAAAGCUCCGAGACGUACGCUGGGGCUGGCCGCUGCUGGCAGCACGCUGCCUGGUCUGACUACACCGAGAACUUACGGGAGUGGGCAAAGCCUUGGGCCAAGACGCGAGCCGCGCAUGCUUCGCCACGGGCACCAUGUCACGCGGUGCGCCGCCUCUUGGACCUGGGAAACGCCGACGCAGAAGCCUCUGACUCCAACUCCGACUCUGCAUCGCUGAUGGUCUCCAAGUCCCUGCAAUGCGGUUUGCAAGGGAGGGCCCCCAGAGCCACGACGGGCUUGUGCCCUGCCGAUCACGUAAUCCGGGAGUGCCCGGAGCUGGAUGAGUGCUGGGCAGCACUCAUCCGACUUCCUGCCAGGGCGGGCCCAACGUUCAUCGCCGGUCGCCUUGGUGACCCUGACUCGGCAGAUGAGGAGGUUACGGAGGUCCAAUGGUUGACGGAAGUUGCAGUGAGUGUCUUCCUUCAGGCUCUUGGUGAAAGCAAGCAAUCUGGCGUAGUGCCAAUACGAGCCGACGGCUUUUGCGGCCUGAGGUGCCUCGCAUAUCUCCUUGGCAUGGAUUUCCACAAGUCAUGUCGCGCAGUCCGAGACAGGCUGGCUGAGUCCCAACAAGUACAUGGCAGGCUGUGGCACAUCGCAGAUUUGGCUGGUGAAGGCUGGCCACCUGAGAUGGUCUCACAGGGGCUGCGAGAGCGGAAUGUCAAGGAUCAUGAUAUCUUCCUGACCCAGAAGGAGCUAUCGGAUUUGUGUUGCUUGAUGUUGGGGCGGUCCAUUCCGAUCAUCGAGCUCAGCGCCGACUUUCAUGCUUCAUGGGCCACGGGAGACCAUAGCAUGUUGGCUGUGGCAGCUGGGAUGUCCGCGACAGAGGAAGAUAUCCACAAGAUGGGGCAAGAGCUGCACGAGCAAGGGUUUCGACUGCUUGUGGCCGAACCUUCGCAGGCACAGUGUCGUCCAAGUUUCCAUCAGCUUCAACAGAUGAGGCCAACCAUCCUUCACUCAGGGAUCCAUUUUUUCAUCCUUGACGCUUCCAAAGAGUCUGAGCCUGCCAUUGGUCAUGAUCAUCUUCUGGAGGUCGAGCAGAAGCUGCAAGAUGAGCUUGCCUCAUUGCAGGGGAGGAGCAAAUGCCAGGUCAAAGACAGCAAGACUGUUGCAGCUGGGCCAGGUCGCAAGAACGAAGCAGUUCGUGACCAUCGAGAUCGACCCGGACAACAGUCAGUUGGAGAACAUUCGGCAGAUGUGUUAGAUGCCGCUUCACCAUCUCGAAGACGUGGUCUUUGA